CCCCAGAGCGGAACGGGGUGCGCGCUGCAGCUGUUCCACUCCAUCGUGCAGCCGAUGCUGGUGGAGGCCGGCAUGACCUUCACCCUCUUUGUGACCGAGAAGCCAAAUCACGCCCGGGAGCUGGUGCGGGCUGGAGACUUAUCGCAGUGGGACACCAUGGUCGUCCUGGCCGGGGAUGGCCUGCUCUAUGAGGUGCUGAACGGCCUGAUGGAGCGUCAGGACUGGCAGGCUGCCCUCCAGAAGCCUCUGUGCACCCUGCCCGCGGGCUCCGGGAACGCCCUGGCCGCGUCCAUCAACCACUACGCCGGCAACACUCAUGUCUUGAAGGAGAAGCUGCUGAUCAACUGCACGUAUUUCCUCUGCAAAGGCCUGCACGCGCCCAUGGACCUGGUCUCCCUGAGCACGGCCUCUGGCAAGCGCCUCUUCUCCUUCCUUAGCUUCGGCUGGGGCUUCAUCUCCGACGUGGACAUUGCCAGCGAGAAGUACCGGAAACUGGGCAACGCCCGCUUCACCGUGGGCACCGUGCAGCAGCUGGCCGCGCUGCGGGUCUACAAGGGCCGCCUGGCCUACCUGCCCGUGGAGACCUCAUCCUCUGUCGUCUCGGCCCCCCGCAGCCAGCAGAGCAGCCCCCAUGCGCCAUGCAGCAACGGUCACCCCAUCCACAUCCUCCCUCAGCCUGCACCGGGGGCGCUCCGCUCCUCUCACGGGGGGCCAGAAGACUCUCUCCUGGUGCCCUUUGACCAGCCCGUCCCAAGCCACUGGACCAUUGUGCCCGAAGAGGAGUUUAUCUUGAUUUUUGCCAUCUACCAGUCGCACCUGGGAGCUGACUUCACCAUGGUCCCUAAGGCCAAGCUCCAUGACAGCUCCAUCCAUCUUUUCUACCUCAAGGCUGGGGUGUCUCGGCUGGUGCUGCUCAAACUCUUCCUAGCCAUGGAGAAGGGGACCCACCUGGAGCUGACCUGCCCCCAGCUUCACUACAUCCCCGUGAGGGCCUUCCGGCUCGAGCCCUUUGCUGCCACCGGACUCAUGACGGUGGACGGCGAGCCGCUGGCAUGUGAGCCGGUGCAGGGCCAGGUGCACGACCAACUCUGCAGGAUCAUCUCUGGCUCCUGAGACCCCCACCAGCUUGAGAAAUAAACCAUUUCAAAAAGGGCUUUGACCAUGUGCGUCCCUGAGUCCCUCGGGCUAGAAGCCCUGCAGGGGAUGCUUCCACCACCUCCCACCACUCCGUGUCCAUUCCAGCCCACCCCUCUCUUCCUCACACUUGUUCACAGGGCUCCUUGGUCCCCUGCCCACCUCCUGCGUCCCACUCUCCCCCGUGGUCGCACGGAUGGGCCAAGUGCUAGGAGGUUUGAGGGUGGGGGAGGACACAGAGUUUGGCCUGCCCAGUGUGCAAGGAAGCUCUGAGCUGGAGCUCCGAUGAGACACUAGGAUCCCGAAUGGGAGAGGGCUGCAGGGCAGCAGAUGGUACCAAACAGGUACAGUUCUUUCAGGUCAGAUUAGCAGCCGUCACUCCCAGUGUAAGCACUAGGCUGCCUCUCUUUAUGGCUGCUUCUAGAUCAGCCUCCAUGCAGGGACUGGCCAAACCUAGGCUCUCCACGGUACAGGUCCCCUCUCCUUUCUGCUCUGGGUUCUCCACAAGGACAAAACCACUCAACAAGACGCUAGCAGCACAAGUGGAGUGCCCCAGAGACCGAGCACACCAGCAGCACCAGCAGUGGGCGCUCAGCCCACGGGGCCGGCAGGGAAUUGAGAAGUAGCUCCCCACAAUUAACUCCUUGGACCAAUGUUUAUUACAAUUAUUUUUAAAGAAAAUGUUCUACCAAAAGCUCCAUGUUGACUCACUUUAUUCUUAGACAAAACAAUAAAGAUUUAGCUUUUCUACACUGGGAGGCCCUU
Molecule: messenger RNA, 1899 nt
Organism: Pelodiscus sinensis (Chinese soft-shelled turtle)
Lineage: Eukaryota; Metazoa; Chordata; Testudines; Trionychidae
Source: RefSeq, a predicted model, not a curated record